AUGCCUAUAAGCAUUGCCAGAUUUCGACAAUGCCUACAAGCAUUGCCAGAUUUCGACAAUGUCUACAAGCAUUGUCAGAUUUCGACAAUGUCUACAAGCAUUGUCAGAUUUCGACAAUGUCUACAAACAUUGUCAGAUAUCGACGAGGGAGUUUAUAUUCUAAGUGAUAACGCUAUAAAAAAAGUUGAUAGGGUAAAGUUAUUCACAUUAGUUAAUCGGACUAGCGUUGAGCAGGGAUACUGUUGGGCAUGGAAUAUAUAUAAUUCUGGCAAAGCGGAUGGGUG
This is a messenger RNA of Funneliformis geosporum, 284 nucleotides long. The record is from the annotation of a GenBank genome assembly. Lineage: Eukaryota; Fungi; Glomeromycota; Glomeromycetes; Glomerales; Glomeraceae.